Messenger RNA from Esox lucius (northern pike), 4963 nucleotides. Its product is annotated as whirlin. The transcript has 11 exons. Gene Ontology annotation, molecular function: protein binding. Gene Ontology annotation, cellular component: plasma membrane; cilium; stereocilium tip. The record is from RefSeq and is a predicted model, not a curated record. Gene Ontology annotation, biological process: auditory receptor cell stereocilium organization; sensory perception of sound. NCBI's taxonomy places the organism in Eukaryota, Metazoa, Chordata, Actinopteri, Esociformes, Esocidae. The coding region runs from base 576 to 3524 and encodes 982 amino acids.
CUAGCCUCGUUGCAAUUUGGGGGAAUCCUGAGACGAUCGAAACACAACCAGCCGUUACAUUUCGGUUUUAAUAAAUUAUCAAUUUAUGUUUUUUUAGGUAUAGAACAUUUGCCAACUAAUUUGCUUAAUAAACCAAAGGAAUACACCAGAUGUAGAUGGCACUUAAUAAUUGCUUGUAAAUUGUUGCGCAACAGCGCGCACGUUUGUGGCGUCUUCUUUGAUAAAAAAAAAAAACUUGUAGCCCAGUAGUGUGAAGCCUAGAAGCCUCGGAAUGUUCCGACGCAUGCACGAACAUUUUUAUUGAAUUGUUGAAGCAAUACUUUCCUGACCAUCAUCUAAGGAUCUAAAAUGCAUCAUUACACAAAACCAGAAUGUUCACAGUGGCGACUACAGUGGUGAGCAGUUAUUUUUUGUCGCUACUUACAGGCUUCCGAGAGAUGACCACUUUCAAAGCUGAUUUCAUCAAAGAAUCGCGGUGCGGUAAUGUGUUUUUGGAGAGACUUCCAUAGCGGUAUUUCAAAUGCCUGAUCUGACCAUCCCUGCCUGCGGUGCGGUAUUCGUGAUAAAGUUGUAGUAUGAUGAGUAGUGAUUUGGAGCGUGUUUCACUCAAUUCAACUGCCGCCAACCCGGGGACAGGGUCGGGCGGCCGCGCGCUGUCAGCCAACGUUCGUAAGCUGCACAACGCGCUCAACCUGCUGCUCACAGACUUGGAGAGAGAACAGUUUAUCCACUGUCUCAAUGUUUACCACGCGAAGCGCAACGUCUUCGACUUGGUUCAAACUCUUAAAAUAAUCCUCAACACCCAGAAUAAACGACAACUCCUACCCAUGUUACGGUUGGUCAUUCCGCGCUCAGACCAGCUGUUGUUCGACCAGUAUACUUCGGAGGGCCUGUACCUUAAGACAGACCAUCUACCACCAAACAGCGGCAACAACCUUGAAGGCUUUGUAGAUGUACCAAUUCCCACUACAACCUUUAUGAAUUCGCACGAGCCUCAGCCGCCUCUUUUUUGCGAUGCAUCAGGAGCGUGCCCUGGCUCGGAUGCAUCCAGCACCACCGUUGAUGGGACAGCUCCCCAGACUUUCGUGCUAGGAGAGCCUGUCGGAGAAAUCCGCCAAGUGACUCUGAGACGCAGCAAAAGCAAUGAGGGUUUAGGAUUCAGCAUCCGCGGAGGCUCGGAACAUGGCGUGGGGAUCUAUGUGUCACUGGUGGAGCCAGGAACGUCUGCCGAGAUUGAGGGAUUGAGAGUCGGGGAUCAGAUUGUCACUGUCAACGACAUGCUGUUUGACAGAGUAUCACACAUGGAGGCGGUCAAGGUGCUGAAGGGUUGUAAGAAGCUGGCCAUGUCAGUGUGUUCCGUGGGGCGUAUCCCUGGAGGCUACGUGACCAAUCACAUCUACACCUGGGUUGACCCCCAGGGCCGGAGCGUCUCACCUCCGUCCGACCUGGAGCAAGAGGAGCCGCCGAGCACCGUGGGACGGCAAGGCAGCCAGAGAUCGGGGCGCACAGGGAAGGAGAGAACUGAGAAGACGGUCAGCCUGAACCUGGACGACGGUCUCUCUUUGGGCCUGAUGAUCCGAGGAGGGGCGGAGUAUGGCCUGGGCGUCUACAUCACUGGCGUAGACCCGGGGUCAGCUGCCGACCAGGGCGGGCUCAAGGUGGGUGACCAGCUUUUGGAGGUGAAUGGGCGGAGCUUUGUGGCCAUCCCCCACGAUGAGGCAGUGAGGAUCCUGAAGACCUGUCGCCACCUGGUGGUCAGGGUGAGAGACGUCGGCCGGCUACCCCAUGCCCGCACCGUGGUGGACCAGACCAAAUGGAUCAGCAGCCCCCCAAGUCCGCUAGCCGUAGCGGAAAGGGCCGUCAGUCCAGCCACUACAAGGCCAUCGUCAGCACGGGCUACAACUGUAUUAGGAAAGUCAUUGGGACGAGGUGUGCGUCCCCCGGGCUCCCAAGUCUCCCUGGAGGAGCAAGCCUUCCUGCUGCUGACUGAUCCGGAGAGACAGACCAUGACAUACUAUCUCCAGGAGUACCAGGAGGGGCACAUCGGCCUGGAGCCCCUGGCCAUGGCUCUGUUUGAGCUGUUCAACACCCACGCCAAGCUAUCCCUGCUGUCCGAGGUGCGGAGCCUAGUGUCUCCCCAGGACUCUGAGCUGUUCGAUCGGAUGGUGCUUCGCCGUGAGAGGGAGGCUCUGAAGGCCUGGCAUGGAGGAAUAGGAGCACCGCAAACGCACAGUCGCUGUGCCCACAUGGAACACCCACCCAGCCACUCCAACCCCAGCACCCUCUGCCCUUCCAAGGAAGACGUGCAGUCCGCAGCUGAAUCUCCUCCGUCCUUCAAGCCUCCUCCCCCUGGUCAGAUCCAGGCCAGACACCCAGGAGAGAGGGACCCGUCCAGACGGCCUUCAUCCAGAUACUCUCAGUCUGGCCUGAUGUUUACUGCCCCCACCAGGCUACACCAGGAAUGUCACCACAAAUCACUCAAAGCCUUCUGCUCCUCCCACCACCAAACCUCCACCUCGUCAAUAUCUGGCCUCCAUCAUACCUGUCACAACCCUGGCCACCAAAACAGCCCUAACACUGGCCACCAAAACAGCCCUAACCCUGGCCACCAAAACAGCCCUAACCCUGGCCACCAAAACAGUCCUUAUCCAAGUUCUGGUCAUCACACAUCCAUGAACUCUCUUCACCACACCUGCCAAAACUCCCUCCACAUUUCCGACUCCACCUCCGACCACCACCCCCAUGAAGGCGGUCCCAGCUCUGGCCAGCACGCCUCUCUCGGCUCCCUUCAUCGCAAAUCCUCCUGGUUCCCCUCUGGCCCUCAGAACAAGGAGACGGCAGCUAAGCACCCCGUCCUCAGAUCCUGUUCACAUGAGAAGGCCGCGACCUCCCCAAAGUCUGCCUCCCCCCUUCCCAAUCACUGUAGCCCAGAUAGACCCUGCUCUCCCUCUCUCAACCAGGGAGGGCAAUGUGUCAUGACGGAUGUGCACAAACUGACUGCCGAGGUCAGACCUCAGCCCCAGCAGAGAGGCGCCACAUUAUCCCAGCUGUCGGAUAGCGGUCAGACUCUGAGCGAGGACAGCGGAGUGGACAUCGCAGAGGCUGUGGGGAUGAGUAAAGACAGCAGCCCCCGACCCAAUAAGAACCAGCCCAGCCAGGAGCCCCACAGGGCGGAGGGACCUGUAGCACAGGCAACCAAAAAGCAGCCAGGCUCUCCAGUGCCCGCCCCUACCCUGGUGCGUGUCGUAAAGAACGCCGCCACACUGGGUAUCGCCAUAGAGGGAGGGGCCAACACACGGCAGCCUCUACCACGCAUCGUCACCAUACAGAAGGGAGGCUGUGCACACGGAGGCGGGCAGCUGAAGGUGGGUCAGGUGAUUCUGGAGGUGAACGGGGUCUCCCUCAGAGGCCGAGAACACAGAGACUGUGCUCGCAUCGUCGCCGAAGCCUUCAAGACCAAAGAGAGUGACCACAUCGAUUUUCUUGUCAGCGACUUCAACGCAGUCCCAGAGCUUGGGCUUUAGCAGGGAGGCGUUCAUUAGGCAAGAAAGACAAACUGAAACAGAGAAGGCCUACCUGGAACUAUCCAAUGAGAGGCUUGUUUUCAUUUUCCUGCAGGGGCCUUUAGUAGGACUUUGCACUUUAGAGAGCUGGAAUGGAAAGAGUGAGGAGGAGAGAAUGACAGGAGUGAGUGAUUGGAUGGAGUGAUGGAUAUUUGAACCUGCGGACAAAAUAAAGACAAUCAUCCCUUCUCUAUAGAUCCUGUCUGUAGAUCCCAACCAGUCUGCCCAUGUAUAGUUAUGUUGACGAAAUGCACACCAUCUGACUUUAGAAGAACCCACCAAUAUAACCUAAGACAAACCCUCCAUUAGAACCCCCUAUGUACCAACCAAUACAACCUAAUAGCAUUGAAGAGAAAUCCUGAGAAACCACGGCAGUUAAACCAAGAUGGUGCUUUGAAAAUGGAUUUAAUUAUCUAAUCUUAAUCAAAAUAUACCUUGAUGAUCUCUGCAAUCGUAUUAUUAUUAGUUUUUUGUGUAACUGCUUUGAUGUUUAACAAAUACCCACGUCCGUACUUGUAUAUGCUACAUAAUUGAACUCAAACGUCUUCAAGAGUGAGAGGAUUUCAGUUAUUUCUAAUGCACGGUAGGCAAGAGAUCCCAUUUUUCAUGGCUUGCAGUAAUUUACUUCAGUUCAUUUGUUUAUGGAAACAGCAUUUCCGCUCCUUUACGUGGUACGCAUUUGUGAUAUAAGCUGCGGCAGUGAUUAAGCUGUGCGGAAUCUCUCUUUGAUUACGUUAGGAAUCACUUCCUUGUGUGUAGAAAGCAGACUGACAGUGUGGCUGCCUCCAGUGCCAUAAGACAAGACUCCAUACCAAUACACACACCGUAGAUGAAGGCGAAGCCGAAGGGGACAAUUAUUUAGGGCACAUCAUCUGAGCUACCGAGCAGAAUCAGAAACGGUAAUGAAGAGUCAGAGGGUUCAUGGUCUUAGCAGAGGGAAAUUAGUCAACAGGGUCCUAACCACUAACGCGUCAUAAUUUCAAUUAUAGGUAACUUCCUACGCGUGGAGCAGUGGUUGAGGGGAAUCAGGGGGAGAAAGCCGUAAUGCACAAUGCGUGUGAGAGAUUAUAUAUAUAUAUACCAUCCCUGUCUGAUUGAAACCUGUUAUUGUCCAAAAACAUACACUUUUCAGGAAAGGGAACUUUCUUUUUUAUUUUCUCAGUAAGUAACAAACAAUAACGAAACCUCAGAAGCCAUUUGAAAAUGUGUUCUUGGUGCUAGGGAGAGGUGAAUGUAUUCUGUGAAUACUGUAUAUGUGAAAACAAUAGUAAUGGAGUAUCAAGGUUUUCAUCAGACAGCAGCUAUAUCUGCAGUAUAUGCUGUAUAUACAGUACCAAACAAAAGUUUGGACACACUAUAUAUAUACAUUGGAUAUGAAACAUCUACACAUCCCUGUUAAA